AUGGCCUCCGCCGUCGCCAGUAACCUCCCCGCGGCCGCGCCAGCCGCCGUGCCGGUGCCGGUGCCGUACGGGUGGCUCAGCAGCCCGCGCGUGUCCUUCAGCCGCGACGCCGCGGCCGCCGCCGACCUGGUGGUGGUGGAUCCCGUCGCCAUGGCCGUGGCGGCCACGCCGGAGCCCGCGAUCUCCAAGGACUUCAUCGACUUUGAGUUCAGCCUCGGCGGCUCCGCCACCAUGCUCCCCGCCGACGAGCUCUUCGCCGACGGCAAGCUGCUGCCGCUGAGGAAGGCGACGGCGACGCCUCUGCCGGAUCCGGAGGCGGCCGCCGCGCCCCAGCCGGCGCAGCCGGAGGAGGCAAUGGCAAUGCCGGUGCCCAGCACGGAGCCGAUCAUCAAGCCCCUCCGCGCCGCGGCGGUGGCGGCGGCGGCUGACGGCACCGACCCCUACGCGUUCUCGCCCAAGGCGCCCAGCUGCUCCAGCCGCUGGCGCGAGCUGCUCGGGCUCAAGAGAGCGGCGGCGGCCGCGCAGAGCCCGAGCGCCAAGGCCUCGGCGUCGCCGUCGCCGUCCCCCACGGCGGAGAGGGCGACGAACUCCGCGGCGAGGUCGCUGAGGCUCCUGCUUCAGCGGAACACCACCGGGCGCGCGUCGGGCGCAGCGGCGUCGGACCUCGCGUCGGCGCCGCUCCUCCUCCGCGACAGCUCCGACUCGGAGGCGUCGCUGUCGCUGGCGUCCUCCCGCUUCUCGCUCUCCUCCUCGUCCUCCUCCUCCGGGCACGACCACGACGACGUGCCCCGCCUCUCGCUCGACUCCGCCGCCGUCGACCCCAACCCACCCCGCAUCCGCCUGGUCCGCCGCUCGUCCCACUCCCACUCCCACCACCGCCACUCCACCUCCUCCUCCAACACCUCGUCCACCCGCGCCGGGCGCAGCCCGGCCCGGCGCCGUCCGUCGCCGCCUCCACCCCCGCGCUGCCUCUCCGUGGACUCCCCGCGCAUGAACUCGUCGGGCAAGAUCGUGUUCCAGGGGCUGGAACGCAGCUCCAGCUCCCCCUGCAGCUUCCACGCGGCGUCCAAGUCGCGGUCCCGCGCGGCGGUGGACCGGUCCUACUCGUCCGGCGUCCGCGUGGCGCCCGUGGUGCUCAACGUGCCCGUGUGCCCGCGCCCCGUGUUCGGCUUCUUCAAGGACAAGAAAGACACCGGCGCAGCCAAGGACGCCACGGCAGCUGCAGCGGCGGCGGCGGCGGCGGCCGCGAGGUCCAGGUCGUCGCUGGGGCGGAAGGCGCAAGGGUGGAGCGGCGAGCUGGCGAGAUCCUCCGGCUGA
This is a messenger RNA of Miscanthus lutarioriparius, 1317 nucleotides long. NCBI's taxonomy places the organism in Eukaryota, Viridiplantae, Streptophyta, Magnoliopsida, Poales, Poaceae. The record is from the annotation of a GenBank genome assembly.